CGAAAAUAAGAGAGAGAGGAGGGGAGGAGAGGCCCUGUGACCUCACGUGACAUGUGACGCGGGCUCCACCACUCAAGGAGGGGAGCUGGAGGAUGGCGAGGAUACAGAGAGAGCUGUGGCUUUAGCCGGCGCUAGUAAACACUGCCGCUCCAGUCAGGUCACCACCGUGGGACACCACGUCUCCUGACAGAGAGAGAGAACCUAGGUAACCUCAGAGCCACUGCCCACUGACGGACUGGACCAGCACAGCACCACACCUCCCUGCCACCCUACCCCAGGCCGCUAACAGGACGUUCAGAUCUGAUACAGCAACGGGUUGAUCAUUAUCAACUGUAGAGGGCUGGCGACGACUCUGGCACCACUUCAGGCACGAGGACAUGGCUUCUAACAGCAUCUUUGAUUCCUUCGGCAACUACGGCCCCACUCUACUGAGAGACCCUAACACCACCAGACGGUUCACACCGCCCUCCACGUCGUUCCCCUGCAGCAAGAUUGGAGACGGCAGCGGGACCAUGGGCACCCCUGGACCACUGAGGACACGACCCGAGGCCAGGAAUGUGGUGGACGUCCUGUCAGACCACGCUGGCGAGCUGGUCCGUACAGACAGCCCAAACUUCCUCUGCUCCGUGCUGCCCUCACACUGGAGGUGCAACAAGACACUCCCUGUGGCUUUCAAGGUUGUUGCACUCGGUGAUGUACCCGACGGGACUCUGGUCACUGUGAUGGCGGGGAACGACGAGAACUUCUCUGCAGAGCUGAGGAACGCGUCUGCGGUGAUGAAGAACCAGGUCGCCCGCUUCAACGACCUGCGGUUUGUGGGCAGAAGCGGACGAGGAAAGAGCUUCACUCUGACCAUCACAGUCUUCUCUGGUCCCCCUCAGGUGGCCACCUACCACCGUGCCAUUAAAGUGACAGUGGAUGGGCCCAGGGAACCCAGACGUGAGUACUUACAGGGACACAGGGUGAAGCUAGAGGAUCCCCAGAAGAUGCAGUUUUCUGAUAGGCUGACAGAGAUUGAGCGCUACCAGCGGGCCAGCCUGAGGAUGGGGCCUGGUAACCCCCAGCCCCGGCCCAUGCACCAGAGCCACCUGGGGCCCUCCACCCAGUCCCAGAUACAAGCCCUGUGGUCUGACCAGAUUGACCCACCAGCUCUGAAGACAUGCAAAGUGGAGGACGACCUCAGAUGGUCAAGUCCCACCGCUGAUCUCUUCCCCCAGAGGACCUCCUUCCCCUCUCUGUCCCCGCUGACUGACCCCCGUUUCUCAGACCCACGUAUGCACUACCCAGGAGCCUUCACCUACUCAGCCAACCCCUCCAGCACGGGCAUCGGAGGCCUCAGUGUGACGGGAAUGUCUGCCUCCUCCCGCUACCACACCUACCUGCCCCCGCCCUACCCAGGCAACCAGAACCAGGGAAGCCACUUCCAGUCCAACUCCUCCCCCUACCACCUGUACUACGGCACCGGGUCCGGCUCUUACCAGUUCUCCAUGGUGGGCCCGGGCGGGACCGGGGGUGAGCGCUCCCCCAGCCGCCUGCUGCCCUGCUCGGGGGCCUCAGCCUCUGGAGUUGGCAACAGCCUGAUAAUCCAGGGCCUGAGCAACCAGAGCGAGGGGGUGGAGGCAGACGGCAGCCACAGCAACUCCCCUACGACCAUGAGCGGGUCUGGACGCAUGGACGAGUCUGUCUGGAGGCCCUACUGACUGUUAGACAACUAGAGCAAAUGUAGGACAGAGAAGAGAGAGAGAAAGCAAAAGUCAAGAAGUUAUAUGAAACAAAAAAAGAUUAAUCCUUCCCCCAAAAAUAAAUGUUGCAUGUUUGUCUUUUCUUUAUCCCGCACUCGCUUCGUACCCUUUUCCUAGUUGACCAAAGACAUUCAAUGUCUGUCAGAAUGCCAUGGCCAGAGGUGGCCUUUAUGAAGGCCAUGGGUACACCCUGCACUGUGACAGGGACUAUUCUCUGAGACUCUGAAAGCCAUACAAAACUCAUUAUUUUCAAUUGAUGAGUAAGAACUGCAAAAUAACUGCAAAUAGAUGUUAAGGUGUUAGAACAAAUAAGCCAUAGUAAUAUACUGUAUCAGGUUCUUCUGAAAAACAGGUACAACAUGCAUACCAUAGACUAUGAAAAGGCUAAACUUACACAUCCAUUCAUUCUAUGCAGCUGAUGAAUGGUAAAAAUGCAAGUGCUAUUGUGGCUGAUCAGCCAACGAGACCAAAACUAUCCUUAUCCCUCAGAUAAGGGAUACCUUUCUUGGCGUUACGAGCUAAACAUCCAGAACAGUGACUGUACUGCCUCAACGGCCUUUGACUGUUAUGUGAAAACAGAAGUCAAACAGGAUGUUUGCUUCACGUGACUCAGAAACUGCCCUAGAUGACAUGUGGCUGUAUUGCUAAUGUAUACUGAUCCUGAAGCUUUUAUUUUGUGAGCGGUUUGGAGAAUCAUCCAUCAGUCCAUGAAAGAUCAUCAAGAACAAUCCAUCGUCUCAAAGUAGUUAUGCAUUGCUUGAAAAUUGCAUUUAUUAUCUAUACUAGGAUGGAUCAGUCCUUGGAGGUACAGUAAGCAAUGCUUAUUCAAAAUGAACAACAUUAUGUAUUUGAGUGAAACUCCCCUGUAAAGUCGUUAAUGUAUUGAUCAUCUAUGUAGCAGAACAAUAGCUGAUAUUCUGAGGACUGUCCAGGACUUUAGCAGAGAAGAGGUUUUUUGAAGCAGGAAUUUUAUGGAUUCCUGUCUUUUUAGUUUCUUGGACUGUUAUCUUUAUUUUUACUUAUGGUAGGCCUAUAUAUUUCUUCAUUGUGUCUGCAAACUGUUCUAGUGUAGUAUGUCUGAACUAGAUAAUACAGUUGACUUUUUUUAUAUUUAUUUGAGCCAAAUUUGAGAAAAUGUUCACUUAUGCCCAAAAACAUUUAGCAUUUUUCUCUACCUUAUCUUUUUUGUAUAAAUAUUUUGUUUAUUUGUUGUUUAAUAUAAAAUUUGAAUUUGUGUAAUAUAUUUCUUCUAAAUUAUGAAAAAAAGUAAACUUUUAAUGUUAUUAUUUUGUAUUUCGAUGUAGUUUCGAUGCACUAAAAACAUUCAUGAUAUUCAACCAUUAGAAGCACAGAUCCCAACAUUAAAUCCAACAAUCACUUUAUUUAUAAGAUCCCCCUUUAAACAGUCGCUCAAUCACCAACCCCCAGCCUCCUUGAGUUCACAUUUUUCCACUCUUUUAAAGAAGAAAAUAAAUAUUUAAGACACACAACCCACAAUAUGUGGCUAUGCAGAUCUUGUUUCUUUGUUUAUCACUGAAACCUCAGACUAUGAUUGGCUUAAUCUCAAACCACAUUGGCAUGUCUGAAGUGGCUAACUAAACAGUAGAGAUGGAGUGGGCUGAUUUUCACAGGUAAGCACACACACACACACACACACACACCUGUGCUUUCUGUGCUACAGGUGUGAUUGUGCACAUUCUCACAGACCCAAUGGCCUUUCCCACCCCAGGGGGACACAGAGAGUAGGGAUGAAGAUAGAGGGGGUUCAAAGUGGGAUCCUCUUACCAACACCAAGGUCAUUCCUAACUAAAAACAAGCCCUUGUGCACAGGUCCCUUUGUUCUGCAUGAGCUGUGAGUCCUUUGAAGCCUUUCUGACCGUGUUUUCUCUCCUUCUUAUUGUAAUUUAUUGAUCAUUAGUGCCUGCAGCUCAGGGCACUGCACAGGAUUCAGAUGUCAGGACAGAGCAUCUUUUUUGUAUGAGCUGUGCUGAGCCACUUCAUUAAUUGUGUCAGGUGUGCCAUGUUAAGAAAUUGAGGUGUUUUGGUGAAAAGGAGGAGGAGAGUUGUUGUGGCUUCUUUAGAGCAGAUAUUAUACCAAUUAGGGUUGGUUUAGCGACCCCCAAUCUUUGAGUGCAUACAUUAAAAAACAAAAAAUAUUGCUAGCAUUUGUAGCUCAGAAAAAAAGUUAAGCUAACUCUAUUGACAAAUCUACUACCUUAUUCCUUAUUUUUGUUUAAGACAAUCAAUUAUAUAAAGAUGCAUUCCUAACUCUUGGGGAGUAGAGGGAAAGAAUAGCAUGUUCUUAUAAUCACUGUGUUCCUACCCAUCCCUUUGGGUUUGAAGGCCUAACUUUAGAUUGGGCAAAAUUCAUGCAGCUAUGAGAAAUCAAAGAUGUACCCGAUAUCAUAUGGUUAUAUCAAAACCAAAGAAAGGCCUGUAAUAUUGUUACAUUGAUGGUUUGGAUUUGUUGUUUUACACAAAAUGUCUCGGUUGGUUUCCAUUAUCUGUUGAUAAAAUGUCCAUAACUCUUAAGAAAGAGGUGUGUAUAUCAUGAGGCAUUUGCAAAACAGGGAGGUUAAAUUGUACAAUUACAUUUUAUUUUAUGUUGGAUAGAAAAGCACAAAGCUUUUGUUUUCUUUAAUGUUUCUUUUAAACAACCUCUUCAUUUUGUUUUACCAUAAUGUUAAUUCAUUUUGCUCAAAGCAUGUAUGUCUGAAGCUAUGUUAAUUUAAUUUUCAUCCAUGUAAUAUCCUUAAAGACUCUGUAUUAAGUGCUUGUAAAGUGUGCAGACAAUGUAGUUUUUAAUCAUUUUAAUUAAAAAACAUCAAUUUCA
Oncorhynchus masou masou (cherry salmon) is the source of this 4575-nucleotide messenger RNA. RefSeq names its product runt-related transcription factor 3-like. Lineage: Eukaryota; Metazoa; Chordata; Actinopteri; Salmoniformes; Salmonidae. Gene Ontology annotation, molecular function: ATP binding; DNA-binding transcription factor activity, RNA polymerase II-specific; RNA polymerase II cis-regulatory region sequence-specific DNA binding. The record is from RefSeq and is a predicted model, not a curated record. The coding region runs from base 378 to 1700 and encodes 440 amino acids. Gene Ontology annotation, cellular component: nucleus. Gene Ontology annotation, biological process: chondrocyte differentiation; ossification; neuron differentiation. The transcript is spliced from 8 exons.